AUGUUCUGUUCUGCCACGCCCGAGGCGCGCCAUUACUGGACUUGGGCGUGGCAGAUGGCGCACCUGGAGAUCGGCGUGCUCAACUUCAUUGUUGCCAGGCUCUCGUCGACUGUUUCACCAGCCAAGACCAAUUCUCGCACCGGUGCCGUCUCUCUUGAGUCUUUUCUCGCCGUGUUGGGCUCAGUCUCGUCAGGCGUGUGGAUUUACAUGCUCCUAUCGGCUCCUCACUCCAUCUCGGAAACAUUUGCGCUCGAGAGCGGUGUGCACUCUGACUUCAUUUCGCACACCCGGUGGGCCCUCCAGGCCGACGAAGUGUUCGCCUUCGCCAGCUCUUUCCUCUGGCUUCUCUAUUCCCUGCUGGAUCUUGGAUUUGCUGGAAUCGAAGGAAAGAAAAUCAUCAUCCCGGUUGUCCUCUUUCCAAUUGUGGUCGCUUGUCUGGGACCUGGUUCCGCCUUCGCGCUGGAAUAA
Messenger RNA from Diaporthe citri, 468 nucleotides. RefSeq lists its product as uncharacterized. NCBI's taxonomy places the organism in Eukaryota, Fungi, Ascomycota, Sordariomycetes, Diaporthales, Diaporthaceae. Bases 1 to 468 code for a protein of 155 amino acids. The record is from RefSeq and is a predicted model, not a curated record. The transcript has 2 exons.